AAUAUUCUGUUAAACUCACUCAUCUCAUGGUAUCACUUGCAGAAUAUUGUGCGUUCAUGUAAAUAUUGUUUUUUGUUUUUUUAUUGAAAUUUUCCUUCUGCAUAUAUUCCUGUAUAUGCAAAUUCAGCACAUUUGAUGCAGAAGAAAUUUAUAGAACUCGCUCAAUUGCAUCUUGUACAGUGUACUGUAUGUAUUAGAAAUUUAUUUGAAAAUGGAAAUUACCAGAUGUAAAGAAAUGGUGUUACAUGGUGUUGACAAAAACCAGACAAAGCUCUGUACCUGAGUCUUCAAGCAACUUUACCUGUUGGGAGUGUUUCUCAGUGAUCAUGAAGGUGUCAAGCUGUUUGUUGUUUGGAUUUUGGAGUUUCUUUGUUUUUAGUGGUCUGUCUGUUAUUGCCUAUGCAAAUAUCGAUCAUAAUGAUGAAGUAUGGACUGAUAAGUGUGACCCCACAAAGGGUGAUGAACAUAAAAAGAGCGGGACUACCACCUGUCAACAGCCAUCAUGUCUUCCAGUAUUCAAGCGUUUCCUUUCCAAGCUCCUUAUAGAAACAGAAAAACUUGACCAUCCUGAUGAUGCAAAAACAGUCAUGCAUUAUGACGCUGAGGUAAAGCUUUCCAAGCAAUCAGUGGCAGAGAUCCAGAAGCUUUUAAAUGAUAAAAACAGCUGGACCACUGGAGCCAUGGAUGAGGCUCUCAGUCAAAUUCUGGUCAACUUCAAACUCCAUGAUUAUGAAGCCUGGAAGUGGCGAUUUGAAGAUACCUUUCAUGUAGAUUUGGAUACUUUCAUGAAGAUUCUUUUGAGUGUUCUGAUUAUCUUCCUUAUAAAGUGGAUUGUGUGGUCCUGGGUUUUCCAGUUCAAGGAAUGGUUUACUCUCUGCUUUUUAAUUAGCAUUAUCUGGAACUGGUUCUAUCUUUAUAUGCUUGAUUUUUCUGAGCACCAGAACAAUAUUGUGCAGAUGGAGAGCUUCAAUGAGAAAUGUAGUGGGGUGAAACAAAUGGACUGGAAGGACAGUUUGUCAGAGUGGUAUAGAAGUACAUGGACUCUUCAAGAUGACCCUUGUAAAAAGUACUACGAGGUCCUGUUGGUGAAUCCCAUUCUACGUGUACCACCAACAAAGGCUAUCACAGUCACCAUAACCAGCUUCAUGACAGAUCCCCUGAAGCAAAUUGGGCAGGGCAUCAAUGAGUUCAUAAGAGCUUCGUUGAAGGAUCUGCCAGUCACUCUCCAGAUCCCUGUGCUUGUUCUUAUGGCACUAGCAAUUGUGGCUUUUUUGUAUGGAAGUACCCGAGCAUCUAUGCAGCAUGCCUUACGUGAACCCAUCUUAAAGGCCGUAGCUAACGGUGGGGGGGAAGGAAGACAAUGGAUUGAUUCUAGGGUCCCACAGUCAUAGGGUCCCCAAACUUUUGACAUAAUGAUCUUUUUGC
Molecule: messenger RNA, 1425 nt
Organism: Myxocyprinus asiaticus (Chinese sucker)
Lineage: Eukaryota; Metazoa; Chordata; Actinopteri; Cypriniformes; Catostomidae
Product: chloride channel CLIC-like protein 1
Exons: 10
Coding region: 246-1391 (381 amino acids)
Cellular component (GO): endoplasmic reticulum; membrane
Molecular function (GO): chloride channel activity
Source: RefSeq, a predicted model, not a curated record